Messenger RNA from Megachile rotundata (alfalfa leafcutting bee), 730 nucleotides. RefSeq lists its product as uncharacterized. The record is from RefSeq and is a predicted model, not a curated record. Lineage: Eukaryota; Metazoa; Arthropoda; Insecta; Hymenoptera; Megachilidae.
UUGGGAACUUAAAAAAUUGUUGACCUCAUCUCACAAAAAAUUCAAACAAUAGUUCUUUCGAUCGUCAGCCUGAAAGGUUGACAAAUUCCAAUGUAUGUCACGCUGAGAUCAGCAAUUAACUCAUUUUACGAGUUGCAAUAUCGAAAUUUGUCAGUCAGUAUUCCAAUAUCUGUUCGUGAUCAACAUUCUAAAGAAAUGGAGAAGAAAGUAUUAAUUGCUUCGCUUAUAUUGUUUAUCGUAUCCCUCGCAUCAAGCGAGAGGAGUCUGAACACAUCGGACCUUAAGUGCAGAGGUCGUGUUUAUUAUAAUGUAACUAUGGCUGCGUAUUAUCCUGUGUUUGACAGUGACAAUGAAUCUGAUUACUUGGAUGCUAGAGCUAAGAAACUGAGGACUUUGCAGGACUUUCUUGAUGGACGGAAUGAAUUCGUGACUGUUUCAAUGGAUCUCGAUUCAGGGAUACCAUAUGGAACAAAAGUGUGCAUUCCUGAAUUGAAUGCAAAAUUUCAACGUCGAAUUCCUCUUGAGGUCAGGGACAGAAGUCACUAUGGGGACGUUAAAUCUAAAUUACCAGACUUCUCUCACGUUGAUAUUUGCGUAAGAACUGAAGAGGACACUUACGAUCAUUCCGUAAAUGGCGUCGUGUCGCUUUAUGUGUAACCGUAUGUUGUACUUAUUGAAUGUAAACAUCUAUCAAACCUUACACAAUUAGAAAAUUACACAAUUUUCUAUG